AUGGCGCCCAACGGUCUCUGUAGUAAUGUCAUCGUCCAAGAUCGGCUCCCUGAUCUCUUGAUAGGAAUCAAGCAUACUACUAGCCAUGCACUGCAUCCUAUAACUUUUACCGGGGUGUUGAGACACUGGCCCAAAUUUGAACAGGACGUGGAGACGACAUACCUAAACUUUCGGUGGAACCGGCGGGUGGUUGACCACCAGCAGAAGUCUGGAAAGGUCUCAAUGUGGAAUAUCCGACUUGAGCAAACUGCCGUUGGAGAUGAGAUGGGAGUCCAGGGCCGAUGGAGCCAAAACAUUAACCAGAUCAUGUCCGCUGUGUUUCUGUCUCAGGAUAUAGACCUCCAUCUCGGAGACUUCCGGGCCACAACAAGAAACUAUACUAAAACCCCGGAUGUAGCGGCAGCAAGUCGGUCCACAGGUGAGCUACGACUUGUGGGAGAGCUCAAAGCCCCUGGGUCCAGGAGCAUGAUUUAUUGCACGCCUUGCGCAACCAGAAAAGCCUGA
This is a messenger RNA of Aspergillus bombycis, 504 nucleotides long. RefSeq lists its product as uncharacterized. The record is from RefSeq and is a predicted model, not a curated record. Bases 1 to 504 code for a protein of 167 amino acids. Lineage: Eukaryota; Fungi; Ascomycota; Eurotiomycetes; Eurotiales; Aspergillaceae. The transcript has a single exon.